Molecule: messenger RNA, 5423 nt
Organism: Maylandia zebra (zebra mbuna)
Lineage: Eukaryota; Metazoa; Chordata; Actinopteri; Cichliformes; Cichlidae
Gene: furinb
Product: furin (paired basic amino acid cleaving enzyme) b
Biological process (GO): peptide hormone processing
Cellular component (GO): Golgi membrane; trans-Golgi network
Molecular function (GO): serine-type endopeptidase activity
Source: RefSeq, a predicted model, not a curated record
CCCUAUAGGAGACUGCGACGAUACACAUCAAGCGCACACUAUAAGCCGCUCGCUCUAAACGUGACGUAUUUCCUGGAGAAAAGGGUUAGUGGCAAGUUGUUGUAAUUUUCGUCCAAUCCUGAACCGCUUUAUUGUAUUGGCACACAGCGGCUUAUUUUCCCCUUUGUCUGUCCGUGCUGUUUAAUUUGUACGUGUGUAAAUUAAAAACAGCACUACUCCAGCCAGCAAACAAACCACGUGAAAUGACUUAAACCUAUUAGAAGAAGCCUCCGAAGACAUAACUGGGCUCGACGGUGGAAGUUAACUGGCAAAAUAUAACCAUGGUGGCUGUAAGUUGGUGGAGGAUGACAAGCAAGACGGGAUAGUUGAACUGAGCACUUUUCGGUGAAGAUGGGUGCAUGCGGGUAGCCUUGUAAAUAAUCUCCCGGACCGAGUAAAGGACGCACAGUGUCAGGUUAGAUGUAAAGUUGCAAGUGAAACCCGCAGAAGGAGGAAUGGGAGUCUCCGCACGGAGGGAGGAUGAGGAGGCAUGCCGUCUCGGUCCUCACUGGUGUUUGACUUGCUAAGGCCAGUGUUCUACUUUGCUGCUGUAAGGUGGAGCAUCCCCACUCUGCCUGGGACACAGCAACAGACGGACAGAUAAACUGCGCUGUGAAGUUGUCCUUUUAAUGGAUGCCAGGGUGGCCCUACUUCUCUUGUGGACAGUCUUUGUCCUGCUGACAGCUGAACUGAAUUGGAUUGAUGCUGCAAAGGUCUAUACCAACACGUGGGCUGUCCAGAUCAAUGGGGGCCCUGGGGAAGCUGAUCGCAUCGCCAGGGAACAUGGAUUCAUCAACCAUGGCCAUGUUUUUGGAGAUUAUUAUCACUUCAGGCAUCACGCCGUGGAGAAGAGAGCUUUGUCUGGCCACAAGAGGAUGCACAUCAGACUGCAAAAAGAACCACAGGUCCUGUGGACAGAGCAGCAAGUGGUGAAAAAGAGGAAGAAGAGGGAUGUGUAUGAAGACCUAACGGAUCCUGAUUUCCCUAAGCAGUGGUACCUGUCCAACCCAACACAUCAAGAUCUGAAUACAAAAGCAGCCUGGGCUCAGGGCUACACAGGAAGAGGUGUAGUGGUCACUAUCCUGGAUGAUGGCAUUGAGAAGGACCAUCCCGACCUCAUAAGCAAUUACGACCCUGAGGCCAGCUAUGACGUAAAUGAUGGAGAUACUGACCCUCAACCAAGAUAUACACAACGAAAUGAGAACAGGCAUGGAACACGGUGUGCAGGAGAAGUUGCAGCUGCAGCAAACAAUGGUGUAUGUGGCGUGGGUGUGGCCUAUAAUGCUAAAAUUGGAGGAGUUCGUAUGUUGGAUGGGGAGGUGACAGAUGUAGUGGAGGCUCAGUCUCUUAGCCUGAACCCUCAGCACAUCCACAUUUACAGUGCCAGCUGGGGCCCGGAAGAUGACGGCAAGUCUCUGGAUGGCCCUGCCAAGCUGGCUAAGGAGGCUUUCCUCCAGGGAAUCACCAAGGGACGCAGCGGACUGGGCUCCAUCUUCGUCUGGGCUUCGGGUAAUGGUGGCCGGGAGCAAGACAGCUGUAACUGUGACGGCUACACGAACAGCAUUUACACCCUGUCCAUCAGCAGCACCACGCAGUCCGGCAACGUGCCGUGGUACAGCGAGCCCUGCUCCUCCACCCUCGCUACCACCUUCAGCUCUGGAAACCCGGGGGAGAAGCAGAUAGUGACCACCGACCUGAGGCAAAAAUGCACAGACUCUCACACGGGGACGUCCGCGUCAGCACCGCUCGCUGCUGGGAUCAUCGCUCUAGCUCUGGAGGCCAAUAUGAACUUAACUUGGAGGGAUAUGCAGCACCUGGUGGUGAGAACAUCCCAGCCCGGGCGUCUCAGCGCUGGUGACUGGAAGACCAACGGAGUGGGGCGCAGAGUGAGUCAUUCGUACGGUUAUGGGCUCCUGGAUACAGGUGCUCUGGUGGCGUUGGCACAGAAUUGGACAUCAGUGGGACCGCAGCACCAGUGUGUUAACACGAUGCUUUCAGAACCAAGAGACAUCGGGAACAAACUGGUGUUCAGCAAGAGCGUGGAUGCCUGCUGGGGACGACCAGAGCAUGUCAGCUCCCUGGAACACGUUCAGGCUCGCCUCACUCUCUCCUACAACCAGAGAGGAAAAUUGGCCAUUCAUCUCAUCAGCCCGCUGGGUACACACUCCACCCUGCUGUUCCCCAGGCCCAAUGACUUCUCCUCAGAGGGUUUCAAUGAUUGGGCCUUUAUGACCACACACUCAUGGGACGAAGACCCUCAAGGAGAGUGGACCCUGGAGAUAGAAAAUGUAGCACCUAAUGGACGUGACUAUGGUGUGUUGAGUCAAUUCACCCUCAUCCUGUGGGGAACUGGGCCCAGCAUAGUCAACCCCUCGUCCCCUGACUUCCCUCGGCCGUCCAACAACAGCUGCAAGACAUUCGAUGCCCAGCAGAUCUGUAUCGAGUGCAGCCCUGGCUUCUCCCUCUUCCUGCAGGGUUGUGUGAAGUUGUGUCCGCCAGGCUUCACGUCGGGGCAGCAGCUCCUCAACCUCUCUCUGGAGAACUGGGUAGAUUUGUCCUCCGUCCAGGCGUGCCUGCCCUGCAAUCCUGCCUGUCUCACUUGCUCUGGCACCGGGCCUGCAGAUUGCCUGUCCUGCCCUCCUCACAGCCAUCUGGUCUUCACCUCCUGUUUGCACCAGAACCAAGUCCAGCGAAAAUCCCCUCUAACUGGAGGACUCCAGGGUGACGGAGCGCAGCCAGAAGGUGCGAGUCCAGCAGCAGCAGACCACGACAGCAAAGUAGCUGAGGAAUCCCCAGGGCUCAUUGUAGCUCCGUCCACUCAACUCCCCGCCGUCGUGGCCCUUCUCAGCUGUGCCUUCAUCCUGGCUGCCUUCGUCGGGGUCUUCUUCUUGCUGCAGUUACGCUCAGGUGGCGCUUCUGCCUGGAGGACCAAAUUGCCCUCUGGAUUUUCAGAGACGAACGGGGUGCGGGUGGGCUUUGGUUUUGGCUUCCGGCAAGGACGGGAGAGAAAGGCAAGGAUAUGCUACAAAGGAAUCCCCACUGUGUGGGCAGAUGAGGACAUGAUUGCCUACGAGUCUGAAUCAGACAGCGAGGAAGUGGACGGUCACAGCGAGAGAACAGCUUUUAUUAAGACGCAGAGCUCAAUCUAGCUGAAGCUGCAUCUGCUGUUGUGGUGUCUGACACGACGACAGGUCUGACUGCACGGAGCUGAUUCGUGAAGCAGAAUCGCACAGGUUCAGAAAAACACAAAGCGCAGGCCUUACUGUCCCAUCAGCACCCCAUCCAAACGCAAAAGAGCCAAUCAAUUUUUUCUUGUAUUUAUUUGCUACAAGCUUCACGUGUAUUUUCAUGUAUUUUAUCUUUUAUUUGAUUGAUGUCAGUUGUAUUGAUAAGCUUUGUCACCAUUUAAAUGUAUUAUGCAGCUAAUUUACUUUGCAAAUAUUUUUCAGAGUGCUUUCCAGAAAAUGAGUACUGCCACACCCUUAAAGCUUGGAUACCUAACAGGAGAGAGUUAGAGACAGAAUGGUCUAAUAUUAAGCAGCAGAGACCAAGAUAUCCUGAGUUUUGAAGAGGCACGACCAUGACGUUGUGCAACUCCACCUAGAAUAAAUAAACAUACCUUAUUUAAAUUUGGCAACAAUGCAGUGCAUUCAGCGCGACUGCUAUUUUUGAUCAGCCACUAGAAUUUUCCUUCUGACCGCCUGUGCGUCUGUGACGGUUGCUGUAUCUCCACCACCAGAGUGCAAACUCAAAAUUAUCCUGUGGCCAUAUGCUGCAGGCGUGCAAAGGCAAACAAGGAAGAUUAGAAUAUUUUGGCUUUUAUUGGAAUAUUUUCUCUCUGAUGCCUCGGGAUAUUAUAGCAUUACAGAGACAAGGGUGACAAAAUCACAGUCCACACCACCAGGAAAGUGUUCCUGUGCUCGUGGUUGUGUUCGCGGCUUGAUGCAGCGCCUUCAGGCACUUCCACUGAAAAGUGCAUUCUGGUGUUUUGUGUUGUAGUUUGUAACCCUCUGCUCUCAUCACUGUGGAUGAUCUUUUAUGUGACAUCCUGGUCAGUUUGAGAGGGAAGUUGUUUACUCGAGGCAUUUGAGGUCGCGAUGAAUCUGCCGAGAUGCAUGUGAUGAAAAGGGCAGCUCCAGGGAGUGACUUAAGAAAAAAAAUAGUGGGAGUGCUGGAAGCACUCGAGAAGGUCAAGCUGACCUUGAAGGGGAGCUCAAAUUCAGGUUGGGUAUGGUUUUUGCUUUUUAUAGACAAAGUUGCAAACUUUUGAUUGCAUUUGUAGGUCAAGGCCCCAAAUCGAUGAAUAUUAGUGUCGAACUGAAUAUCUGUAAAUUUCAAACUAUAUAUCUGCACUUGGUAAUACAUGGUUCCUGAGGGGGAGAAAAAAAACAGCGCCCCCUAGCAUAAAAACUAAUCAGAACUCGGAGUAACCUUGAUGGAAUCACAGUAGUUAAUUAUUCAGGCUUAGCAAAGCACCUCCAGAAGUAAAGGCCUUAUUCAGAGGCUGAGAAGCACAUGUGCCAAGCAGUGUGUAGAAAUGUGUGGAUUGGCCCUUUACUCCAUUACUUUAUCUAAGGCAUAUCUAAUUUGUCUCAACUACAAACAUCAGGCCUCUACUUCAGGUGGACUUCUAAUAUAUUGCUGUUGUUAUCUUUCAUCAGAGACCUGACAGAUUGCAGGCCAGGGGUUAUAAAGUUGACUCGCUGUUCAUUAAUGCUAAGAAAAACUUUAAAUUGAGGAUUUCUGCAGCGCGCUGGGACAGCAUAAUAAAACAUCCCCGCAGGUUGUUUGAUAAGCAGGAAACUGUGGAGGAUGCUCUGUUUUCAAUCAAGCCUCAGUGGGAAUUUCCACUGCAGCGCAGACACCAGAGAUGGUACAUCAAUCACACAGAAAUGUGCCGAAUUACAGUGAGCAGCACUGUUUUUUUAAUGACAUUAACCACUCAGCCCAAAAGCUGCUUGGCUAACCUUGUGAAGCAUUGUGCCACUUGGUUACUGCGGGUGAGAAACAAUAUAAUUCUCUCUUCAUUUUCCCCCCAGAGUGUGCUUUAUAUUGAUUUUGGGGCUUCUCUUUCAGAACAUCUUCAUCAAAGUGAAGCGUCCUCCCUUUCUGCUGUGAACACCAAACAUAAAAGGACAAAUUCAUGCUUUAUAUUCUCUCUAUAACGACGUAGACUUGCAGUUACGUGGCCAAAUCAAAGCCUUUGGAUCCAAAAGACCAGAAUGGCUAGUGAUUAAAAAAAAAUCAGAAGAUAAUGAUUCAAUUUUCUAUGUUUGUUUUUAUUUUUAAUCCUUUUUUUUACUAUUUAACUGAUGAUGGAUGUUAUGUGUUGAGAUCAAUUUCAUGCUGGAUUAAUUAAAAAAAAAAAGUUUGGCUGUUGUAAA